Molecule: messenger RNA, 3367 nt
Organism: Cladophialophora immunda
Lineage: Eukaryota; Fungi; Ascomycota; Eurotiomycetes; Chaetothyriales; Herpotrichiellaceae
Exons: 2
Coding region: 328-2946 (872 amino acids)
Biological process (GO): DNA-templated transcription; regulation of DNA-templated transcription
Cellular component (GO): nucleus
Molecular function (GO): transcription cis-regulatory region binding; zinc ion binding; DNA-binding transcription factor activity, RNA polymerase II-specific
Source: RefSeq, a predicted model, not a curated record
CCGAAGGUCGUCAUGUCUGACGGAGGGCAGGAAUCGCAUCAGUCUCCCAACAGCCGGACCUGACUGACCACUACCUUCUACCCAGCCCACGAACCUCGUGCAAGGGAACCGGUCUCACGUCCCAUUUGUCACUGAAUGGCUAUCUUCUCAAAUCACCCCCUUCUUGACUGCUUGAUGGCGACACAAACGCCUGCAGGGUGCUCUGGGAAAUAAAGAGGAAGUUGUUUCCAUCGGCGCUCCGGAUCCUCUCGACGGCGAGUCGCCAUCAACCACCGCCGACCCGACUCGAUCAACAAUCACAGGCUAGUACCGUAGUAUCAAGACUCGAUGGCCAGCAUCGACACCUUCAAUCACAUCGAUCCAGCCUUGCGAGGCUCGAACCUGAGCAGUCCUCCCAAACCUCGCGACUCCCAGCAACACUACCACAAUCCUCCUCCUGGCGCCUACUCUCCUCUACAACCCUCUCUCCAGCCAUCCCCCAAUAACUCGUACCAAUCCAUCCAGACUCCCAACUACUACCCCACCAAUUCACACACGCAGGAGAGUCCCGACGACCAAAGCCCGUCUGGCAAUCCCAACGACCCCAAUGAUAUAAAAAGGCCGCGCGCCUGCGAGGCAUGUCGACAACUCAAGGUGAAGUGCGAGCCCGACGACAACCAUCCUACGGGUUCCUGCAAGAGAUGUGCAAAGGCAAAUAGACAGUGUAUCGUUACCGCUCCCAGCCGGAAGAGGCAAAAGAAGACAGACAGUCGUGUCGCCGAGUUGGAAAAGAAGAUCGACGCCCUCACGGCGACUUUGGCGGCAAGAGGAGGAGCUGAACCUGAUGUCGCCGUUGAUCCAACGAUAUCGGUGUCGCAUCCUGGCCCACAGGAAGCUCGUGUGCAAGGAUACGGAGGUCAAUGGCAUCAACCUCCGCCGCCGCCACCACCACCACCAGCGUCGGGGGCCGCUCAGUCUCCGCAGCAAGGGGUCAAGAGGAAGAUCACAAGCAACUAUGACUACUUCGGCGGAGAGCUGCACAAAUCUUCCGCUCCAUCGUUCAAGCCUCCCAUGCCUCCGUCCAAUACCUAUCAGCCCGUUCUGGAACAUACAACCAAGGCGGAAGAACCAACGACUGUGGAUCCCAUCGAACGAGGUCUUAUCGACAUCGGCACAGCCAGAGAAUGCUUCGAUCGUUAUAUGGCAGAAAUGUGCGAGCAUCUGCCCAUAGUUGUCUUCCCACCCGGUACCCACGCCGAUGAAAUUCGCAAAAAUAAACCCAUCUUGUUCCUUGCCGUCCUUGCAGUUGCUUCCGGCACCAUCCGACCAGAUCUUCAACCUGGGCUGAUUUUGGAAAUCACCAGGGUACUAGCCGAUAAGGUCAUCAUCCGAGGAGAGAAGUCGCUGGAGCUGGUUCAAACCAUACAAGUCACGACAUGCUUCUACCAGCCUCCGGAAAAAUACGAAGAGCUAAACUUUAACCAGCUGAUUCACAUCGCUGCCGUCAUGGCUCUGGACCUAGGAAUGGGGAAAAGAUCAAAACGAGGUGGUGGAAGUAUCUGGCGACCGUAUCAUGAGAAUAAAAGACCACUUUCGGAUCCCAAUAGUGUGGAAGUGCGACGGUGCUGGCUGGGCUGUUACUACAUGUGCUCCAACUCAUCCAUGUCACUUCGACGACCGCUCCUUAUUCGGUGGAGCCCCUACGCCGAUGAAUGUGUCGAGAUCCUUAUUUCUUCGCCGGACGCUCAUCCUUCGGACAAGUACUUGUGUCAUCUCGUUCGUGGACAACACAUAGCCGAAGAUAUCGGCUUUCGGUUCUCCAUGGAUGACCCGGCUUCGCCGUUGUCGUUGACCGACCCCCAAAUCCAAUACCAUCUCAAGACAUUCGAGCAUCAACUGGUCGAGUGGCAGCAUGCAGCCACCAAAGAAAUGGUCAAGAAGCCAAUCGUCCAGCACACCGAAGGGAUUCUCAAUCUGUAUAUGCACGAAAUCGCCAUGCACCACAACCACAAUAUUGACGACUUCCGACCCCCUUAUAUCUCCACUCCCAUCGAUGGCCCUCCGGACCCAGAUAAUGUCACACCAGCUCAUAUAGAAGCCCUCACCACUUGCAUUAAUUCUGCUCAUUCCGCGUUCGACGCCUUCCUGGCUAUGGAUAUUCCGGCCCUACGGGCACUGCCCACCCUUUUCUUUGUUAGGAACUCUUACGCCGCUGUUGCGUUGAUCAAAAUGUACUCGGCCGUGUCUGCAAAGGGGUCUAAAUUCAACAGCAUCUUCAAAAACAAAGAUCUGAGGGUGGAAUAUUAUCUCGACCGAAUGAUAGAGGCGCUCAGCAAGGCUUGCGAAGGAGGGAUGUCCCGCGUGGCUCACAAGUUCACGCUAAUUUUUAAUAUGCUCAAGAGCUGGCACAUGAAGAGAAUAGACUCGGUGAAUAAUGGAAGUGGGCCAGUCUCAAGACAGCGUACGCCGGCGAAUGGGAAUAUCAAUGUCCGCACCGGCAACAACAUGUCACAGCCGCAACAGCCGCCGAACACAUACAAGGCUGUUCCACCGCAGCAAGACCCAACGAAUUUGGCCUGGAAUUCGCAACACCGCCCGUCGGUCGACGGGAAUGUCCCACAGCCUCACCAACAACAGCCACGGAGCGGCUUACAGAUGCUCUCCGAGGCAGCAAUGGGUCCUGCACCUGGGACCGGCCCUGUAAUGCCUCAACCUCAACCCACACCACAACAGCAGUGGUCCCAUACCAUCAUGAACAAUCCAGCUCAACCGAACAUGCUACCUGGGAUCAAUCAAAUGUCUGCUGGUUACGAUCAAGCGGCACCCAUGAUGCCCUACAUGAUGCCCGGCCCUGGGGGAGACAUGAUCCCCAUGGAUUUCACGAAUGAUGAGCUUAUGGCGUUCGGAUUCGGGGACGAGUUCCUCGCGAUGAACUUUGGGUUCGAGACGAGUGGAUGGCCACUCUGAAAAGACAAAGAUGGGGCCAGAAAGAGAGGGCGCGUGGCUUCACCUUGGGAUGCGGCAUGGCGUGACCAUUGCGCCUCUACCCUCCUCCACGGUGGGCGAUAUAGCUACUCACGGCACACGAAAGACGAUACGCAAUGGAUGGCUUACGGCACGGAAAAUGGAAAUAAAAUCACGGUGGAGGGGUACUUACACUGCUCCUGUUCUGCGCUUAUGGCUUUUAUGUCUUCUUGUACAAAAUCUCCUUCUUUUCGCCGCGCCUUUUCUUUUCUUUUACGAGCGUUUUGAAAAUUGACGGCCGCAACACCACGCCAGCCACAGAAAAUGAUUUCCAGUGAAGACCACGGAGGGGUUUAUUGUAUGUAGGGAUUCAAAUGCACCGACGCCAUGACGAACGUGAUUUCGCACGCGCAUUAUCACCGUA